This is a messenger RNA of Chenopodium quinoa (quinoa), 1522 nucleotides long. Its product is annotated as 3-deoxy-manno-octulosonate cytidylyltransferase, mitochondrial-like. Bases 250 to 1143 code for a protein of 297 amino acids. The transcript is spliced from 8 exons. Gene Ontology annotation, molecular function: 3-deoxy-manno-octulosonate cytidylyltransferase activity. Gene Ontology annotation, cellular component: cytosol. NCBI's taxonomy places the organism in Eukaryota, Viridiplantae, Streptophyta, Magnoliopsida, Caryophyllales, Amaranthaceae. The record is from RefSeq and is a predicted model, not a curated record.
AGACACUCAUUUGAAAAUGGUGAAAUAAACAAGAGUACGAAGGUACUGAAAAUCAAAAUCACACUCACUUGAAAAUGGAGAAAUAAAUACGGUAAAUCGAACCCAGGUACUGAAUAUUGCAAGGUUAUUUCGUCAACUAUCUUUUCUCACUUUUCUCCCACAAAUCCCCAAAUAUGCACCGACAACCAUAACUGUAUCAUCAUAAAUCCUUAAUCAAAGUGAGAGAAAUUAAAAAUUCAAUCAAAUCCAAUGAAUCCCAUGUCAAUUUGUUCAUCUUCAUCAUCGUCGAGCUCCACAAAAUCGUGGGUUGUUCAUGGAUUGGUAGUUGGAGCAGCGGUUGCGGCAGCCAUUGGUGCUCACACAUACUUCUACUUCCGUCGAUCUCGGAGGUUUAGGUCCCGGGUUAUCGGAAUUAUUCCCGCUCGAUUUGCUUCUUCUCGAUUUGAGGGGAAACCUCUUGUUGAUAUUCUUGGCAAACCUAUGAUCCAGAGGACAUAUGAAAGAGCGAAGCUGGCUUCUAUGUUGGAUCAAGUUGUUGUGGCAACAGAUGAUAAUAAGAUUGCAGAAUGCUGCCGAGGAUUCGGUGCAGAUGUAAUAAUGACCGCCGAAUCUUGUCGUAAUGGUGCUGAGCGUUGCAGUGAAGCACUUCAGAAGCUCAACAAGAAGUAUGACAUUGUUGUCAAUAUUCAGGGGGAUGAGCCUUUGAUUGAACCUGAGAUAAUAGAUGGGAUAGUUAAAGCUCUGCAGUCUGCUCCAGAUGCAGUCUUCAGCACUGCUGUCACACCUUUAAAGCCUGGGGAUGCCUUUGACACAAACCGUGUGAAAUGUGUUGUUGACAAUCUUGGUUAUGCUAUCUACUUCUCCAGAGGACUUAUCCCAUAUAACAAAUCUGGGCAGGUUAAUCCGGAUUUCCCAUAUUUGCUCCAUCUUGGUAUUCAGAGCUAUGAUGCUGAAUUCCUCAAAAUAUAUCCAGAUCUGCCACCUACACCAUUGCAACUAGAAGAAGAUCUGGAACAACUCAAAGUCCUUGAGAACGGCUAUAAACUGAAGGUUAUAAAGGUUGAGCAUGAAGCUCAUGGAGUCGAUGUUCCUGAAGAUGUAGAAAAGAUAGAAAGAUUCAUGCGUGAAAAGAACUUAUCAUAGUUUUACAAGAGUGUCAUCACAGAAUUACAGACUGACUCGGUGUGAUUUUAGUGAGGUUUGGUUUUCUUGCUGUCCUUAUGCUUAGACAAUUGAAGAGAAGAAUAUAUUUGUUGAUGAACUGCUUUGGAUUUUUUUUUUUUCCACUGAAUAUAGGAAGUAAGAUAGGUAAGAACUGUGUGAAGAACCCUUUUUGACAGUUUCUACUCAGUUUAUAAUGGAUUACAUAACUUCUUGUUAGCUUCAAUUCUAUCUCUAUACACGAUGUAAUAAAGCCAUUUGAGAUGGAGGUGUGCUAUUUGUUGUCAUUGAUAUGUUGAAACCCAAUCAGUGAACAUGUUUGUAAUGUGUUUCUAUAAAUCUCUUUAAUGGUUUUACUGCA